AUGCCCAACAGAAUCGUCAAGUACUCGGAGAAGCAUCCAGAGCUUCUCAGUACCAUAAUCGCCUUGUCAAAAAGUGGUCGAUCCGGAAGAAUAUCACAAAGAAAGAGUGACACAAACUCUACCGUGAAGAUCAAUGGCGAAGAGGAAGGGGUAAAACCUUCAGCUGAUUCUACGUGUGUGAAAGCUAAUGCUCACACUGCUAUGAACCAACUGCUCCGGUACGAGGAACGUAACAGUACAAAUACGAAGCGGACACAGUACAGCAGUGCCGCCUUACAAGUUGCCAUCCGUAACCACAACUACCCUCUGAUAAGAACAUUGGCCCAAGCCACUGAUAUACACGGCCUCGAGCCUGUCGAUGCGGGAGAAGGCGUUCUAAACUGGCUGGACCCUCUUGUGGCCACCGACGUAGGGAGCCGCGCUAUGACAGAGCUCCUUUUGAAACAUGGAGCGAGCAUCGAUCGAUCAUUGGACAUGGGGUUGUUGAGAGCACCAUUGCAAAGGGCCGCUGAAAUUGACGAUUUUGACAUCAUGCGAUACCUCAUUGAGAAGGGAGCCACGAUUGACACCACUCCCGCGUACGGCGGCGGUACUGCGCUGCAACUGGCUGCUAUGAGUGGCCAUGUCGGCAUUGAAGCGUUGCUAAUUGAGCACGGAGCUGACGUGAACCAUCUACCUGCAAAAGGACCCGGGCGAACGGUAUUCGAAGCAGCAGCGGAGUGGUGCCGUCCAGAUAUGAUGUAUUUCCUCAUGAAACAUGGGGCUCAGCUUGACCUUCAUAUAACCGAGGAGAUUGGGGAACUCGACGAUGCCGAGGAUCAGGAUGAUUUGGAUUGAGGUAUUCUGGAGCUAUGGUAUAUCUUUGACGCAUGUCGUACCCAGUAUGAACGCGCGAUACAGUUUGC
Molecule: messenger RNA, 905 nt
Organism: Didymella exigua CBS 183.55
Lineage: Eukaryota; Fungi; Ascomycota; Dothideomycetes; Pleosporales; Didymellaceae
Product: ankyrin
Exons: 5
Coding region: 1-837 (278 amino acids)
Biological process (GO): innate immune response
Cellular component (GO): cytoplasm
Molecular function (GO): protein binding
Source: RefSeq, a predicted model, not a curated record